GUUCAAUGGUUUCUGCAUUUUUCUUUCUCCAUCAUUCUCCAUAGCCUUUUCUCAUCACAUUUUGGCUUCUGGGUCAUCAUGAAUAAGCCAAUAUUUCAUGAUAUCAUCACAAUAGUUUUAUUAUGCUAUUUGAGCACUUUUGAGUCCCAUCCAUCAAUUUACUUGAAUAGUUUUCUUUUCUUUUUGUUCAUUAUAAAUAAUCUAAUGGCAAAUUCAAUGAUUUGUAUUGGUUUCAUAAAGUGAUGAUUCAUGGUUUGAAACUUUGCAAAAACCAUAGCUUUUGUUGUGACUUUAGUCAUUUUGUUAAUGUCAUAAUUCUAAGUUCCUAUGUUGAUAACUAAUAAUGUAAAUCAAAUACAGAGCUUUGGGGACAAUAUGUUUUGGUCCAUCCAUAUUAUAUAAUUUAUUAAUGGACCACUUUCAAUCCUAUACUAGUGGUUGUGGUUUGUCCAUUGAUACACCUAAUAAAUCCCUCUGAAAAAUCAACCUCAUAUAUUAUCCACCACUAUAAAUGAAAUUUUCUAUAUAAGCUUGGCUUAGUUCAGCUCAUUGCAUAGUCUUUUGCUCACACUUUUAUUUGUCUCUGAAGGGUUUUUUUUUUCUCUCUUGUGAAAAAUGGAAUUUGAUGACCGCUAUCUCCAAGUUCAAAGGCCAAAAUUUGAUUGUCUUCUGUUCGAUCUAGAUGACACCCUUUACCCCCUAAGUGCUGGUCUUGCCAAUGAAUGUCGCAAAAAUAUUGAAGAUUACAUGGUUGAGAAGCUUGGCAUAGAUAGGAGCAAAAUUGGUCAAUUGGGUAACCUUCUUUACAAGAAUUAUGGCACCACAAUGGCUGGUUUAAGGGCUAUUGGCUAUGACUUUGACUAUGAUGAAUAUCACAGUUUUGUUCAUGGAAGAUUACCCUAUGACAACCUUAAAUCUGACCCCAUUUUAAGGAACCAUUUGCUUAGCUUGCCUUACCGCAAAAUUAUUUUUACAAACGCAGACAAGGUCCAUGCAGCCAAAGCACUAAAGAAGCUUGGAUUAGAUGGCUGUUUUGAAGGAAUUAUAUGCUUUGAGACCUUGAAUCCAACUCAUAAGAACACAGUUUCUGAUGAUGAAGAUGAUAUUGAGUUUGCCAGAUCAGACAAAACUAAUUAUAUUACUACUAAUGAUGAUGUUAAUCACACCACAACUAGUACAAGCUCUGUUAUAUUUGACAUAAUUAAACAUUUUGAUCAACCAAACCCUACCACUUCUGGUCUACCAAAGUCACCAAUCGUAUGCAAACCCUCUGAGUCUGCCAUAGAAAAGGCUCUCAAGAUUGCCAAUCUCGAUCCCCAAAGAACAUUGUUUUUUGAAGAUAGUGUUCGAAACAUCCAAGCUGGGAAAAGAGUUGGCCUCCACACAGUUCUGAUUGGGACUUCACAAAGAGUUAAAGGAGCAGAUUAUGCAUUGGAGAGUAUCCAUAACAUAAGAGAAGCAUUGCCAGAGCUUUGGGAGGUUGACAUGAAAUCAGCUGAAGUGGUUUAUCCAGGAAAAGUCACUGUGGAGACCUCUGUCACAGCUUAAUUAAUUAAGAUAUAUAUAUUACUAUGUAUUAUUAUUAGUAUCUAUAAUAAUAACAAUAAUCAUGAUGUUGCUGAUAAUCAUGAUGUUGAUGCUUUUGUUGUUAUUAUAUUAGUGUAUAAUAAAAAUAAACCCCCCCACCCCAAAAAAAAAAAAAUUAUAAAAAAAAUGAUCUUCUCCUUGUUA
Messenger RNA from Humulus lupulus (European hop), 1731 nucleotides. RefSeq lists its product as uncharacterized. The transcript has 8 exons. The coding region runs from base 616 to 1548 and encodes 310 amino acids. The record is from RefSeq and is a predicted model, not a curated record. Lineage: Eukaryota; Viridiplantae; Streptophyta; Magnoliopsida; Rosales; Cannabaceae.